AAACUAUGCCUAUUACUACCGAAACUGACAUACCUACUACCACCGAAACUGACAUACCUACUACCACUGAAAUUGUUAUAGCGACGACUACAGAGACUGAUGUACCUAGUACCACAGAAACUGACAUACCUACUACCACCGAAACUGGCAUACCUACUACCACCGAAACUGACAUACCUACUACCACCGAAACUGACAUACCUACUACCACUGAAAUUGUUAUAGCGACGACUACAGAGACUGAUGUACCUAGUACCACAGAAACUGAUAUCCCAACUACUACAGAACUUGAUAUCCCAACUACUACUGAAACUGAUAUACCCACUACCACAGAAACUGACUUACCUACUACCACUGAAACUGAUAUACCAAUUACAACUGAAACUGAUACACCUUCUACAACAGAAACAGAUAUACCUACUACCACUGAAACAGAUAUACCUACUACCACUGAAACUGACGUCCCUACUACCACUGAAACUGAUGUCCCUACUACCACUGAAACUGAUGUACCUACUACCACUGAAACUGAUAUACCCAAUACCACUGAAACUGAUGUUCCUACUACCACUGAAACUGAUGUCACUGAAACUGAUAUACCCACUACAACUGAAACUGAUAUAUCUAUUACCACUGAAACUGAUGUCCCUACUACCACUGAAACUGAUGUCCCUACUACCAUAGAAACUGAUAUACCAAUUACAACUGAAACUGAUAUACCUUCUACAACUGAAACCGAUAUACCUACUACCACUGAAACUGACGUCCCUACUACCACUGAAACUGAUGUCCCUACUACCACUGAAACUGAUGUCCCUACUACCACUGAAACUGAUAUACCAAUUACAACUGAAACUGAUAUACCUUCUACAACUGAAACCGAUAUACCUACUACCACUGAAACUGACGUCCCUACUACCACUGAAACUGAUGUCCCUACUACCACUGAAACUGAUGUCUCUACUACCACUGAAACGGAUGUACCUACUACCACUGAAACUGAUAUACCAAUUACAACUGAAACUGAUAUACCUUCUACAACUGAAACUGAUAUACCUUCUACAACUGAAACCGAUAUACCUACUACCACUGAAAAUGACGUUCCUACUACCACUGAAACUGAUGUCCCUACUACCACUGAAACUGAUGUCCCUACUACCAUAGAAACUGAUAUACCAAUUACAACUGAAACUGAUAUACCUUCUACAACUGAAACCGAUAUACCUACUACCACUGAAACUGAUGUCCCUACUACUACAGAAACUGAUGUCCCUACUACCACAGAAACUGAUGUCACUGAAACUGAUAUACCCACUACAACUGAAACUGAUAUACCUAUUACCACUGAAACUGAUGUCCCUACUACCACUGAAACUGAUGUCCCUACUACCACAGAAACUGAUGUCCCUACUACCACAGAAACUGAUGUCACUGAAACUGAUAUACCCACUACAACUGAAACUGAUAUACCUAUUACCACUGAAACUGAUGUCCCUACUACUACAGAAACUGAUGUCCCUACUACCACAGAAACUGAUGUCCCUACUACCACUGAAACUGAUGUCCCUACUACCACAGAAAUAAAUACACCAACAACUACAGAAACUGACCCAACUACAACCACAGAAAUAACUACAAAUACCGAAACUGACGCAAUCACAACCACAGAAAUAACUACAAAUACCGAAACUGACGCAACCACAACCACAGAAAUAACUACAAAUACAGAAACAGACACAACUACAGAAAUAACAAUCACAGAAACACCAACUACUACUGAAUCAAGUACUACAACUGUUUCUACAUCAGAAACUGACACAACACCAACAGAUCUACCAACUAUAUCAACGACUGAAACAGAAAUUGACACGACCACGCUGGAAACCACUUUAACAACUACUGACGAUAUAGUUGAAACUACAAUGCCAGAAUCUGAUGGAGAAACCACAACAGUACCACCUGAAGAUGAAGAAGUAGUGGGAUUUUGGACUCCCCUUUCAAUAUCUCUCGUCACUGUGGGCUCACUCGCGGCAGUGGGCUUGGUUGGAUUCGCCAUUUUCAAGCUUAGUUCAACGACUGUCGUUCAAGAAAUACCAACUGUAUUCACUGAGGACGAUGACCAGCUGCCCCAACUCGUUACCAUGCCAAGGUUAAGAAGCAUAGAAGAUGGAAUCAUUUAGGCGGAACUUACCGUUAUAAAUAUUCAAAUCAUAUUUCAUAGUGUGUAAGGUAUUUAUUCUAGAAUACUUAGUUCCAAAAUGUAAAUGUUUCACAUGUAGUUAUAGCUCUUGAAACUAACGAAGGCAAGUGAGUUUUACGUGUACAUGCACAUAACGAUAGUGUAAUGUCUAUCAAAAAGU
Ostrinia nubilalis (European corn borer) is the source of this 2360-nucleotide messenger RNA. Its product is annotated as mucin-2-like. Lineage: Eukaryota; Metazoa; Arthropoda; Insecta; Lepidoptera; Crambidae. Bases 6 to 2180 code for a protein of 724 amino acids. The transcript has a single exon. The record is from RefSeq and is a predicted model, not a curated record.